GGCGGAGUGAUGAGGGACGAGUGGCAGUGGUCCCCACAGUGCCGACAACCGUCGCAACCCAUGCAUGGCGGGUUGUCCGCUCCCUCGCCCAUGUCCGUGACACAGUAUGCUGCCGAGCCCUCACCUUCGAUGGCAAAUGUGCAAGGAGAGGAUAUGGAUGAAGGGUGGCCUGUCCAUAGUGCAACUUCAUCGCCUGCCGGCUUGCAAGGUCCUUCCUUUGGUGGCGAGGAAGAUGACUUGGUUGGCGACGAUGAAGUUGAAGGUGAUGGCGGUGACAUUGAUGGGCAAAACUCUGACAAUGCGCAGGAGGAUAGGGACAGUGCUACUGCUGGCCAGAGAGAUGGAGGCGAGAAUGUGGUUGGGCCCCAAAGCAGCAAGCGUGCAAACAAGCGGGGGGGUGAAGAUGGUGCUGCGAAAAACAAGAAGCAAAACAUCCCCUGGACCUUAGAUGAGAGGAUCGCGCUGUCCAGAAUUAUGGUCAAGGAUGACGCCCUUAUGGGCAUGCUGGCGGCAGCGAAGUUGAUUCUGGACAAGUGUGAGAAUGCUUCGGGGAAACCUUCGUACUGGGACAUGACCCUUGAGGAGCGGAAGGCGGAGCAGGUGCCACUAGGCUUUGAGAAAGCUCUGUGGGAAGCGAUGGAGUGGAAACUCAAUCGGCCAUCCAUCAAGUGUGACAAGACGCUGAAGUCUGAGAACCUGUCAGGUAACGCGGGGGGGAAUUCAACGAGCGGCGGUCUAGCGCAGCCGUCGUCGGGGAGGAGUGCUUCCGACGGCAAAGCAACGUAGGAUUCGGACCAAGCAGCGAAGACCCGGAGGACGAACACCGGCAAAACCAGGAUA
Chara braunii is the source of this 840-nucleotide messenger RNA. The record is from the annotation of a GenBank genome assembly. NCBI's taxonomy places the organism in Eukaryota, Viridiplantae, Streptophyta, Charophyceae, Charales, Characeae.